AACAAGAUAAUCAAUAUGGUUGUUAAUUUCAAAGUUUACAAGAAGGCUCUCCCUAAUGGCAAAUUAACACUGUAUCUUGGAAAACGUGAUUUCAUAGAUUAUCUAUCAGGUACAGAGGCAGUUGACGGGGUCAUUCUUGUUGAUCAGGAUUAUGUAAACAGCGGUCGAAAAAUUUGGGGUCAAUUGGUAUGUAGUUUCCGUUAUGGACGUGAACAAGAUGAAGUGAUGGGAUUAAACUUUCAAAAGGAUUUGUAUUUAACAUCAGAGCAACUUUACCCUCAGACGCAAAAGUCUGAAGAAAAUCUAACAAGAGUUCAAGAACGUUUAUUGAAAAAACUUGGACCAAAUGCUGUGCCUUUCACUUUUAAAUUUCCUCAAUGUUCACCAGCUAGUGUUACUCUUCAACAAGGCCCGGAAGAGUCUGGACAACCUUGUGGUGUCAAUUAUUAUUUAAAAGUAUUUUCUGGUGAUAGUGAUUCUGAUUUAAGUCAUAAACGAAGCACUAUUUGCCUUGGAAUACGUAAAAUUCAGUUUGCUCCAACCAAACAAGCCCGUCAACCUUGUACAGUUGUAAGAAAAGAUUUUUUACUGAGUCCUGGUGAACUGGAACUGGAAGUAAAACUCGACAAGCAAUUGUAUUAUCACGGGGAGAUCAUUGCUGUGAAUAUUUGUGUGAGAAACAACAGUAACAAAGUAGUCAAAAAGAUAAAAUCUCUAGUGCAGCAAGGUAUUGACGUUGUUAUCUUCCAAAAUGGUCAAUUUAGAACAGUAAUUGAUGCUGUUGAGACCCAAGACGGAUGUCCGAUAAGCCCUGGUUCUACUCUACAGAAGAUUAUGUAUCUCAAGCCUGAUAUUGAGAAUAAUAAGCAACGUCGUGGUAUUGCAUUGGAUGGUAGAUUGAAACGAGAAGAAGAUGCUUUGGCAUCAAGCACCCUUCUAACUAGUCCUGAUAUACGUGAUACAUUUGGAAUAGUUGUAUCAUAUGCUGUUAAAGUGAAGCUUUAUUUGGGUGCUUUAGGUGGUGAAUUGACUGCUGAAUUACCAUUUAUUUUGAUGCAUCCAAGAACUUCGGAUCGAGUUAAACUCAUGCCAUCGGAAAGUGUUGCUGUUGAGGACAUGGGAGUUGAAGAGAAAUGCGUUAAGGAAUAGCUGUAAUUUCCAGGCCCCAGUCAACUGGAAAUACUACUUGAUAAAUGGCUGGAAAAAUUCAUGAACCGUACCACUGCUGUCACACGAUUGUCUUAACGAUUACCAGACCACGAUUUGAUUCAAUAUAUAUAUAUUGUUUGUUGCUUUUAUCUAGUAUAGAUUCAUAUAAUCGUAGUAGUUAUUGAUGCUUUAUAAAGUUUAUCGAUUCUAUUGCCUUAUUUAUCUUGUUAAUCAUUCAUUAACAAUUAUAUCAUAAAAAUGAGAUAAUAUUUUAUGAUUAAUUAGUACUGAACAGUCUAUAAUGUAUGUUAAUGUCCAGUAAGAGGAGAACAAUUGGUGUGUCAACAAAAUCCACUGAAUAAGACGCCUAAGAUGGAAUAUUUAUUUAAUCAUUUAUGAUAAAAUUAUUAUUAAAUAUAUUAAUUAAAAAGUAGCUUAGUAAUUACUAUAUUUACUAUUCUGCAUAAAGACUACACUUCUUUAUUCUUUAAUAACAAUCUUACAAAUAUUUUGAUAAAGAGACGAUAAGUUUUAA
Messenger RNA from Chelonus insularis, 1684 nucleotides. RefSeq names its product phosrestin-2-like (gene Arr1). Gene Ontology annotation, cellular component: cytoplasm. The record is from RefSeq and is a predicted model, not a curated record. Gene Ontology annotation, biological process: G protein-coupled receptor internalization; signal transduction. Lineage: Eukaryota; Metazoa; Arthropoda; Insecta; Hymenoptera; Braconidae. Gene Ontology annotation, molecular function: G protein-coupled receptor binding.